Molecule: messenger RNA, 363 nt
Organism: Cotesia congregata
Lineage: Eukaryota; Metazoa; Arthropoda; Insecta; Hymenoptera; Braconidae
Source: the annotation of a GenBank genome assembly
AUGUUACAGCCGACAAUAUUUGGAACCGUAGCGUCCGACCUUAAUCCCAAGGAUGGCAACAGUCGAAGGGUAUCGAUACCGACCACACGAUCCAUCGAUUUGGUGAUAUGGCCCUUGAGAACUAUCGUUCCCAAUUACCGGCUCACCCAAGCAUCCUUCGGAUCUCUCAACAUUGUAGCUCUAGCUUCUAACUCCUGGCCUAUCCAAUGUCUGACGAGCCAAUUAAGUCCAAACAAACUGCACUUCGGAUGGAUUUACGCGACUGACAAUAGGCCACGUUGGACUCUAAUGCCCGACGGUGACGCGACAAAUGGCGCCGUGGCGGAUCGUGAACCCAGUGACCUCUCACGGCGGCGUCGGUGA